Molecule: messenger RNA, 1890 nt
Organism: Bipolaris sorokiniana ND90Pr
Lineage: Eukaryota; Fungi; Ascomycota; Dothideomycetes; Pleosporales; Pleosporaceae
Exons: 7
Coding region: 1-1890 (629 amino acids)
Biological process (GO): protein phosphorylation
Cellular component (GO): cytoplasm
Molecular function (GO): ATP binding; protein serine/threonine kinase activity
Source: RefSeq, a predicted model, not a curated record
AUGGCUGUAAACAUUGAAGCGCAAUAUGCUGCACAGCAAAUCGACUUUGCCACGCUAGAACAGAUUUACAUACCUAGAACACUUGAAGUAGGCUGGAUCCACUCUAUCCAGAACGAAGGAGGUCAUGGCGAAGACUUUCGCCUAUUUAUGAUCGGUCACAAGCUCAAGCAUUGGCAGCGAACAGGAACUAUACCGUCGGAAAAGAAAGUCGUUCACGCAUGGGGAAAUACCGAUGCCAUCAGCCGAGAGCCGUUUAUUGUGAUCGCAGAAAGCGAGCCAGAUCCACGUUUACACCAGGAAAAUUUCGAAAAUCAUGCGGCUCUGCUCACAUUUUCCGACAAACAUGUCCGUCAGGAGGAGCACAAUGACUUCAGGGCUUUUAUAUAUGGAUGCAGGGUCACAGAUAUACGAUUGCGAGCCGAAUCACAGACCCAUAACCUCAUCAAUAGAUGGAAGAAUAGAACCCCCGCUGAGCACAACCACUAUAUAAGCCGUGGAAGCCAAUUUUACAAAAGACAUGUCGUUCAAUUCCCACAUCUCCGUCCCGCAGGCGCCCCCGGCGACCAUUUGUUUAUCAAGGACCCAACCCCAGAAGCCACAAUGUCAGAUAUCGCCUUCGUAAACCUCCACGACGCACGACCAACGAACAAGCCCAAAAAACCCGCAGGCUCGCGCUGGGUCUUUGAGCGAACGCUCAUGCAAGUCCCAGAAGCCACACUCGGCGACUACCAAACUCAGCGCAUUGUACAUUUGUUUGCGCUCGUGUCUGCGGAUCAUCUCAUUCUAAAGCGAAUGGUCAUCAAAAUAAUAGGCUCCCUCACAACCUGCGAGGUCGAGAAAAGUCUCAAUCGUGAAUACGAAAAUGCGCACAAGAAGCUCUCCAAUGUACCUUGUGCACAUGUCCUGAAAGCGUACGGAUCGGCUAUCCGUCGAAGAGCUAGCUCACCGCAGCUCGGUUAUAUCUUCAUGGAGUAUGCUGAGCAUGGGGAUUUGGGGGAUUAUCUGGCGAAACAUGCGCUUGAGAAUCCGGGCAAACAACUCCCCGAACCAUUCCUAUGGCUCGUAUUCCGCGCAAUGGCUGAAGCAGUGUUCGUCAUGGCGCUGGGCAGACCGGUGCCCAAGCACUUACCGUUGGAUAGUUACGGUGAGGGCUUGGAUCUUGAGCCGGUUGAGGGGUGGAAGCCUAUUAUAAACCCAGAUAUCAAACCCUACAACGUCGUGCUAGCAGCACCACAGCCUGACUACUACCCCGCCUAUCCAACCCCGAAAAUGAUUGAUUUCGGCCUCUGUUUCGACGACCGCUACUUUGACGAUCCAAAGCGCAAGGAGAUCGGUGUAGGUACUGUGGGAUAUGGUCCACCGGAACACGACUUCAAAAACUUCCCAGACUACCGCAACCAACCUGUCGACAUCGCUUCGGAAAUCUUCAACGUCGGCCUCACAAUGCUCAACAUGAUGGAACCCUGGGUCUCGCGCGGCAUGACCAGCACAGAGCAGUCCCAGCUCGGCUUCGAGCACCACGAAAACUACUCGUUCAGUUACAGCAGCCGCCUCGAGGAACUCGUGUUCCGGUGUUUGGAGUUUCCGCAGCGCAAGCGACCGUCGCUCACGGAAAUCUUGUAUUUCACGCGCGUGGGGCUGAGGGAGUGGGAGGCCGCGUAUGGGAGUGUUAACAAAGCUAAGGAGAAUUUGCUGGGGUUUGCGAGGGUGGAGGUGGAUAGAGAGGAGGAGGAGGUUGGGGUGGGGAGGAUGGCGCCGAGGAGGUGGAAGGGAAUGAGGGAGAGGAGGGAGAGGGCGAGGGGGCAGGCGUGUGGGUUGAUGAGGAAGGCGGAGGAGGUGGGGUUUUUGGAGAGUGAGCGGGAGGCGAGGAGACCGCGGGUUGGGGAUUGA